AUGCCCGCCGUCAGAACUCCUGCCAGUGCGAGCAGCGCAGCUUCGACGAUCGGCGCUGAUAAAUCAAGAAGCAAAACGGGCGGUCAAGCUUUCGUGCAGGAGCCUCCACGUCUCUUUCCAAAGGCAAAGCCAGUCAAGCCAGGAAGCAAUUGGUCCAAGCUAAGAAAGUCAUUACCAACCAACGCGUUUGCUCAAGCCGAAGCUUUGCGCAAGAAGCGGCGAUUAUCUUCGGCGCAAAUGUCGGAGCUUUCAAAAAUUUCUUCAUCGGAAGCUUCUUCUUCUAGAAGUGCUUAUGGUUCUCCAGUGCCAACCACAUUACCCUGGUUCGCCGAGGACUUGGACCCGGAGGACCUGGAGAUGGUCAGGCGGAGCCAUGCGAAUCCUUCUGCUCUCCUUGAUAAGGGCAAGACCCCUGUGAAGGGAAGCGGAGUGAUGAGCGAUGAGGCACUCAAGAUGCAAGUGAUUCUCGGAGGUAAUUCACAAGAUUCAGAGGGCAAGAGAGAAGUGGGGCAAUACCUGGCGCUGGACUGCGAAAUGGUGGGAGUGGGAGCUCAAGGCUCCGAGUCGGUCUUGGCAAGAGUGUCGGUGGUCAAUUGGCACGGGCACUGCGUGCUCGACACCUUCGUCAAGCCCAAAGAAGCAGUGACAGACUAUCGGACAUGGGUGUCCGGUGUGCGAGCAGCGAAUUUAAAGAACGCGCCUUCGUUCGAAGAGGUUCAAGAACGGGUCAGCAAGCUGAUCCACGGCAGAGUGCUCAUCGGGCACGCGGUGCACAACGAUCUGUCCGCUCUGCUCUUGGAUCACCCUCGUAGAGAUAUACGCGACACGGCGAAAUUUCAACCUUUGCGAGAUCUGGCCAAAUCAAAGUAUCCAGGUUUGAGGAAAUUAGCGAGUCUGGUGUUGGGCAUCGACAUUCAAAAGUCUGGCAGGUCUCAUUCUUCGAUUGAGGAUGCUCAAGCUACCAUGGCCAUCUAUCGUACUCAACAUUCCGCCUGGCAAAAAUCUUUGGGCCGCAAUGUACCCACGAGCUGGGAGGUGGAGGAAGAGGCGGACGAAGAGCUGGCCGAUACGACCGCUGAUGGUGCUGAGCCUCUUCGCGUGGCGUCGGCGCAGCACAGUAGCAAGCCGCUCAAGAAGCCAGCAAACAUAAUCCAACCUAGACCUAGAAAGCCUUCUGCGACAAGCAAUAGACCCGCACAAGCUCGAGCGAAGCACACUGCUGCUCCUGGCUGGUGGAACGAAUGA
Ceraceosorus guamensis is the source of this 1245-nucleotide messenger RNA. RefSeq lists its product as hypothetical. Gene Ontology annotation, molecular function: nucleic acid binding; 3'-5' exonuclease activity. The coding region runs from base 1 to 1245 and encodes 414 amino acids. Gene Ontology annotation, cellular component: nucleus. The record is from RefSeq and is a predicted model, not a curated record. Gene Ontology annotation, biological process: ribosomal large subunit assembly; rRNA processing. NCBI's taxonomy places the organism in Eukaryota, Fungi, Basidiomycota, Exobasidiomycetes, Ceraceosorales, Ceraceosoraceae. The transcript is spliced from 3 exons.